AUGGAGAUUACUAAAUUAUUAGUUAUAAUGUUGUUGAUUUGCAUGUCAUCGAUGAUUGCAAUGGUCAAGAGUGGUGAUAUCAACUUUAACGAGUUCAAUGUUAAAGAACUCAACUCAAAGAAUAUAGAUUCAACCAUUAAAUCAUCUAAACAAUUAUUAAUCUACUUUUAUUCAAAAUCAAAAGAUGCUGAUAAAUUAUUAAAGAUCUUUACAUCAACUUCACAAUCAUUGCAUGAUGAUGGUUCAGAUGUUGUUUUUGGAUUCAUCGAUUUGGAAAAGAAUCAUAAUAUUAAACAAAAGAAUGGAUUAGAAGUAUCUGAAUUUGGAAACACUCCAACUCUUUCAAACUUUAAAGCAUUUGCACAAAAUCCAAUGAUUUUACCAACAACACCAAAGAUGGGACCUUGGGGAGUUCAAUCAUUGGUUCAUUAUGUUACUGAUCGUACUGCUGCAUCCCUUAUCCGAACAAGACCCAAGGUGUUGAUGAUGUUUUAUUCUCCUCAGUGUGGCCACUGCGAGAGAAUGAAGCCAGCCUAUGCCGAGGCUUCCAUCGAGGUUCAAAAGAGAGGGUUGGGGGUUUUCGCAGCCAUCGACUGUACUCUUUCUAGUGCCUUUUGCAACAAGUUCAACAUUAAAGGGUUCCCGACUGUACUAUUAUUUGAAAAGGGUGCCGAAUCAAUGGUGUAUCAAGGAGAUAGAUCAACUAAUGAUCUGAUCAAUUGGUUUGAAAAGCAAGCAGAUACUGUCAAAAAGCAACAAAGCUUAUCGAUGGGGGACAAAGGUUGGUUGGCGCCCUCUCAGCAAGCAGUUUGA
Cavenderia fasciculata is the source of this 813-nucleotide messenger RNA. RefSeq lists its product as uncharacterized. Gene Ontology annotation, cellular component: endoplasmic reticulum. Gene Ontology annotation, biological process: protein folding. NCBI's taxonomy places the organism in Eukaryota, Evosea, Eumycetozoa, Acytosteliales, Cavenderiaceae. Gene Ontology annotation, molecular function: protein disulfide isomerase activity. The record is from RefSeq and is a predicted model, not a curated record. Bases 1 to 813 code for a protein of 270 amino acids. The transcript is spliced from 5 exons.